This is a messenger RNA of Cucurbita pepo subsp. pepo (vegetable marrow), 243 nucleotides long. The record is from RefSeq and is a predicted model, not a curated record. Lineage: Eukaryota; Viridiplantae; Streptophyta; Magnoliopsida; Cucurbitales; Cucurbitaceae.
AUGAGAGCCGCCAUCGUUUUUCCGGCAAUACAACGUAGUGCUAAUUUCUCCGUUUUUAGAAUGGUUCCAGUGGCUACAUUUAUGUUAAGUCUGGUCGCUCGGGACGUUGUACGUUUUGAUUAUGGUAUGGUAUUGUCAGAUCCAAACAUAUGGCUACUUUAUUUGUUUGUCAUAUCUUCGUUAGGUGUUUAUAGAAUUAUUAUCGCGGGUUGGUCUAGUAAAGCAUCCCACUCCACAAGUUGA